Messenger RNA from Carassius carassius (crucian carp), 1420 nucleotides. Its product is annotated as palmitoyltransferase ZDHHC3-like. Gene Ontology annotation, molecular function: protein-cysteine S-palmitoyltransferase activity. Gene Ontology annotation, biological process: peptidyl-L-cysteine S-palmitoylation; protein targeting to membrane. The transcript has 7 exons. The record is from RefSeq and is a predicted model, not a curated record. Gene Ontology annotation, cellular component: Golgi apparatus; endoplasmic reticulum. The coding region runs from base 271 to 1176 and encodes 301 amino acids. Lineage: Eukaryota; Metazoa; Chordata; Actinopteri; Cypriniformes; Cyprinidae.
UGUUCUGAGAGCGGAAGCCCGGGUGGGCGACUGUGUUGGGUGUGUAACAGAAACUUCCUGGAUGUCGCGGUUCACCUGCCGAAACUGAAGAGAUAAUUCACACAAAAACACAAUCGCCUGCUCAUAUAUCCAACAAACUGACAUUUCAUCGCUACCUUACGUCACCUGUGUGGAAGCGGAGAGAACAUUCAUCAUCUGAAGCAGAGAAGUCAGUGACGCGCUGCUGGAGCAUUCAGAGAACACAAAGGAUGAGGGUGUUUCCUGGUGGAAAUGAUGAAGAGUUCCCCAGCUAACCGCGGUCGGGACAUCGAGCGUCAGGCAGGAUAUCUGCGCCCAGAGCACUGCAUGCCUCCCCCUCCGCAGACACACUCGGCCGGUGACAUGUGGUUCAUCCGGGACUGCUGUGGCAUCGUGUGCGGCGUGAUCACGUGGCUGCUGGUCUUCUUCGCCGAGUUUGUGGUCAUCUUCGUAAUGCUGUUGCCGUUGAAGAGUAUGCUGUACAGCCUAGUUAAUGGUGCCUUGUUUAACGGACUGGCCUUCCUCGCCCUGGCCUCACACUUCAAGGCCAUGUGCACCGACCCGGGAGCCGUUCCGAAGGGAAACGCCACUAAAGAGUUCAUUGAGAGUCUGCAGCUCAAGCCUGGACAGGUGGUGUAUAAAUGUCCCAAAUGCUGCAGCAUCAAACCUGAUAGAGCUCAUCACUGCAGUGUGUGUAAGCGCUGUAUCAAGAAGAUGGACCAUCAUUGUCCCUGGGUCAACAACUGUGUGGGAGAGAGCAACCAAAAAUACUUUGUGCUUUUCACUAUGUACAUUGCUUUGAUUUCUCUUCAUGCUCUCAUCAUGGUGGCUGUAAAUUUUGUCUUCUGUUUUGAAGAAGACUGGGCAAAGUGCAGUUCCUUCUCUCCUCCGACGACCCUCAUCCUCCUCAUCCUCCUGUGCUUUGAGAGCCUGCUCUUCCUCAUCUUCACUGCUGUGAUGUUCGGGACACAGGUUCACUCCAUCUGUAACGAUGAGACUGGAAUCGAGCAGCUGAAGAAAGAAGAGAGACGAUGGGCCAAAAGGUCCAAGUGGAUGAACAUGAAGGUGGUGUUCGGUCACCCGUUCUCUGUGGCCUGGCUGAGUCCGUUUGCCCCGCCGGAUCACGGGAAGGCCAAUCUCUACCAGUAUGUGGUCUGAGACGUCUCUACACAAACAUCUCUCUUUGCUUUUAACUCCGUCUGCUCUGAAAGACCUCAGCGCACAGGACUCUAGUGGCCUGUUUCUGCUCGAGAGUGACUCUGACGUCCAGCUGAUCUGUUCUAAUCAAUCCCACACUGUGAACACUGGCCUUUAUCAAUGAUGUUUGAGAUGAACUGGAUCUAGAGGCCUUGAGUAUGGAACUUACUAACCAUCACCAGCCGUGGCAAAUAACUCAAAAAGU